Molecule: messenger RNA, 3640 nt
Organism: Beta vulgaris subsp. vulgaris (sugar beet)
Lineage: Eukaryota; Viridiplantae; Streptophyta; Magnoliopsida; Caryophyllales; Amaranthaceae
Product: CRIB domain-containing protein RIC10
Exons: 5
Coding region: 2596-3285 (229 amino acids)
Source: RefSeq, a predicted model, not a curated record
CGAGCAGUUUUAUGGACCAUAAGGUCCUCCCCUCGGCUGUCACGAGAUAUCAAUUAUAUGCUGCUAUUAUGGAGUUCUUAUAUCAUGGAAUAUUGAUAGCUAAGGUGAAUUGUAAUUAGAUUACUUUAGUAUAAAAUUCGUAAUCCUACUUACAUAAAGGAUUUUAUGUCGAUUGCUUAUUGCUUUGUGCUUUGUAAAAUAAUUGCUAAAAUUCUUACUCAGAGAAUACAAUUAAUGAUUGGCCAUGUUGUUGAUCUUGCUCAAGUUGGUUUUAUGCCUAUCAUCUCUAAUAAUAUCUUAUUAGCUACUAAGCUUGUAAUAGACUAUUCCACUAAGCAUGUGAGUCCAAGAUGUAUGUUAAAAAGUGAUCUUAUGAAGGCUUAUCACUCUAUUGAAUGGUCAUUCCUUAGAGUUGUUCUUGAUUGGGUUUUCCUCCGAAAUUUGUUGCUUUGAUUAUGACUUAUGUGUCUUCAAUGUCUUAUUAUAUUGAUUAAUGGGCUCCCUAGUCCUCCCUUCUUUGCCAAAAAAGGUUUGAGGUAGGGAGAUCCCAUGUCUCCCAUUUUAUUUGCUAUCUGUAUGGAAUACUUAUUCAGAUGCUUGGGAAGACUGAAAAAUAUUCCUGAGUUUUACUUCCAUCCAAGAUGUGAGAAACUGGGCAUCACACACUUCAUGUUUCUAGAGCUGAUACAAGUUCAUUUCAGUUUGUUUUUGAAGCUUUCCACAACUUCUCUGAUGCUUUCAGGUUAGAAGCUAAUCUUGAUAAGAGUAUUUUCUUUAUUGUUGGUGUUGAUGGUAAUAGAGCUCUCAUAUUACAAGCUUUAAUUCAAGUUCCUUUUGGAACUAUCCCAUUCAGAUAUUUAGGUGUGUCUUUGGCCUCUAGGAAGCUAUUUUACAAUGAAUGUAAACCUUUGAUUGAGAAGGUUGUAUCUAGGAUUAAGAGCUAGACAGUUAAAAAGCUUUCCUAUGCUGGUAGAGUACAUCUCGUAGCUUCUGUAAUUCAGGGUAAUCAGCUUUAUUGGAGUCAAAUCUUCAUAAUGCCUAAGAAGGUCCUCACAGAAAGUCACAAGUAUAGAGCUUAUCUGUGGACUGGAGUAGAUUCAUCUUCCAAAAAGGCUCUAGUGUUUGGGAUACUCUCUGUACCCCUAAGGUUUGUGGUGGUAUGAACUCCAAAGAUUUAUUCACCUAGAAUAAGGAUGCAAUUCCUAAGCUCUGUUGGGCUUUAUCUAGAAAACAAGACAGGUUGCGGAUUAACUGGUUGCAUGCUUAUUACAUCAAGCAUCAUGAUGUGUACCAGAUCCCCCCCCCCCCCCCCCCCCAAAAAAAAAAAAAAAAAAGAUUUUGACGGGCUUUCAAGAAGAUUUUUGAAACAAGGGAGCUUCUUAUUGGACAUACUUCGUUCUUAUUGGAACUUCUCUAUUAAGCACCUCAAUAAGCAUACGAAAAGUGAUGCAAAGAAAGUUCCUUGGAGAAGAGUUAUCUGUAACAGCAAAGCAACUCCUAAAGCUAUUUUAUUGUUUGGUUGUGUUUUCAUGGCAGAGUUAGCACUGAAACUACAUGUUUCAAUGGAGCCUGGUGAGUGGUGACUGAUAUGGGUAAUGUUCUAUGCAAUAAUUUUGAGGAAACAUUGGAGCAUUUUUUAUAUAUUAUUGUAGGCAUAGUGCUCAGAUUUGGAAGAGUUGUCUGCAGGUGUUCAAUAUUACUAGAGAUGUUUUGCCUUGGAGUAAUGAAGUUCAGCUGGUGAGUAAGCUUAAUUAGUGGCAAACAACAUGGCAUUAAACAUAUUAUAACAUGCUUUUCAUUGAAGCAAUCUAUCACAUAUGGUUGUAGAGAAAUCAGAAGAUUUUUAAUCAAACUCUGUUCAACCCUCAGUCCCUCAAGAGACUAUGUAGCUCAUUGUUUUUCCAGUUGCUACUAGAGUAGAUGCUACUCUUAGGAGUAAGCUAUUAUUGUAGCUGUGUCGUAAGGUGUUUGUUGUUUCAUUGGGUUUUUGUAUGCUGGUUUUGUAAAACUGAGUUUGUUCAGGAGUAGAUUGGACUGAUCUGGGUUGUACCUGAUUCCAAAUCCUGCCUAGAAGGUGGGGGAAUAUGGUAUAAUUUUGGAUUUUGUCUUAUGGUGGAUAGGUUGUAUCAUAUUUAUUUAUUUUUUUCAAUAAAAGAUUUGAAUUGCCAAAAAAAAUAAGACUAAUUUUUAGGUGACAUGUUAUUAUGUAAUCAAAUUACUGGGGUUGCUAACAAGUUUUCUAAUUAUCUUAUUAAGCGUUAGAACAGUUCUUAAGAUCUUUGAUUAGCAGGAAUAAGCAUGUGCGGUGAUAAAAGCAAUAUAUCAUAUAAUCAUGCUUACAAAUAUGAAUAAUAUAUAGAAAUAUAAAAGAAAGAGAUUAUAGAAGAAUGUACAAUAUAGUGUUUAUUCCUUAAAGAUCUAUAUUAUGACCAUUGAAUUGGAAUUGACCCUCACGAGUUAUACUUUUGUUGCCUAGGUCCUAUAUAAUGAUCUUAGGGAUAAGCAAUCUUGAAGCUUGAAAAGGAAAUUCAAAGUUGGCUCCGUGGGCAAUGGAGAUAGAGGAUAGGAAGUAAAACAUCGAUAUUUUUUUAGGUUAUGAGCAUAAAAAUGAAGGGCCUACUGAAAGGCCUCAGAUAUAUUUCUCAGAUUUUUGAGGAAGAGGAGGAAGAGAAGGAGAUGCAAAUAGGCUUUCCUACAGAUGUAAAGCAUGUAGCUCAUAUUGGGUGGGAUGGUCCAUCUGUAAAUUCACCUAGUUGGAUGAAUGAGUUUAAAUCACCAGCACCAGGAAAUGCAUCAUCUCCCGCACAAGUUAAUGGAGAAGCUAAUAAUAAGGACGCUGAGGACGUCAAUGGAGUUUCACAAGGUUCAUCCGCCAAGAAAAGUACAGUAAAAGAUUCACCAGGGCGAGACUUGCCAGGAUUGCCAAAGUCAUCAAGACGACAACCAUCAGUGGAGAGUAUAGGGUCAGCAGACUCCCCAAUGGGGAGUCCAAAUCAUAAAUCAAGGUCUUCAAGGAGGCGCCAUAAACAUAAGGAAAUUACUAGUCCUAGAGGUGAAUCAUCCAACUCUCAGACUCUUCCUAACAUACCAAAGAAAUCUCGAAGAAAGAAAUCCAAAGAUGGUGAAGGCUCACUCAAGUCAUCUUCGAGGUCGAAAGAGAAAGGUUCAAGGAACGGAUCAAGGCAUGGAUCUGAUGACGGAUCAGUGACUAAGCAGUACAACGGCGAGGCCAAUUCGAGCUCGAGUUUGUCUUCGCUCAAGGAAGAGGAGGUGAAGGGAUUGUAAACUAAUUAAACACUCAGGUUAAUUUUCAAGGGGCGUUAGGGAGCUUGAUCUUCUACAAAAGCAAAGACUGCUAAUAUUGUCAUUUGUUUGCUAAAAGAGGUGAAAGAGAGAAAUGCCAGCAGUUAGCUUCUUAGAGAAGAAAGUUGGCUUCUUUUUGUUUGUUUUGUUGGGUUUAUAUUGGUAGAUUUAUGAUUUCUCUGGAAAACAGCAAGAUAUUGUAAAGCUACGGAACAAUAUCUUCAUUUUUUGAGCUUCAUGUAGAAUCUUCCCAUCAUUUGUAAUAUAGAUGAGUAGGAAGAAUAUACAGGGAAAAGGCAAGAAAAGCACAAAACUCGUGUAUUAUUUUGCAUACGUA